Zootermopsis nevadensis is the source of this 3463-nucleotide messenger RNA. RefSeq lists its product as uncharacterized. NCBI's taxonomy places the organism in Eukaryota, Metazoa, Arthropoda, Insecta, Blattodea, Termopsidae. The record is from RefSeq and is a predicted model, not a curated record.
GUACCAAAGAACAUCAGAACUUGCAUCUAAUCCCUCCGGUCUUGGUAGUGGGAUAAGAGGCGUGACAUUGGGUUUUUCAGAUUUAUAAAAUAAAUGUAUCGAAAAUGUGAUUUAGUGUUUGCGUGAGAAUGUGACAAGGUUGAUAGAAUUUCUGAAGUAGAGCGCGUAUAUAAGACAGUUCGAAAUACACUAAAACAAAGUAACUGGUACGUACAUUCUUCGCCAUUCACCCAGUUCAUAGUCUUAAUUGGAAUCUGAAGAAGAAGGAUUUGAGAUGAAGUAUGUAGGACUACUCUAGAAUACCCGAGUUAUAGUUAGGAACCAAAUCUACUUCUUGUGAGUAUCGUUCUCAUAAUGUUAUUGCAGACUUCAUUCAUGAGACAUGAAUGCAGAUGAUGGUAUGAAUGGGGAGUCUAGUCCCAGUAAAGUGGGGCAGAGUAGAGAGGGCUUAAAUAACAGCCCCAAGCACAGUGACUGUGGAAAACACUGUAGCUUGGCUGUUGGUGGUGCACGACCAAAAGUGAGGAAUUUAGUGUGUAAUAUUCCCAAUGGUAUCAGGCCCCAUCUGGCAGAUGAUUCAGCAAAAGUGAAUAACAAUGUGUUACCAAUAGAGAAUUUGGAAUUACAAUUAGAUGAUACUAAUGCUUCAAGCUCAGGAAUAAAUAAGCUUCACAAUGGGAUAAACAUGAAUUGUGCAAAUGGUGUGGAAAAUACAAAUGGCAUACAUAACAAUGUGAAUUAUCAUGCAGCAGUGGAUAAGUGCCCAUUAAAAGUGAGAAACUGCUCUAAUAGGAGCAAUAAUUUAGAUCACUUGACCAAAUCUAACAGCUGUUACCAUCCAGAACUGCAGCACAGUGUUACCAGAAGGUGGGAUGAAACAGACGAUAGUUCCAGUGAUACUGGCAAUGAGGGUGAAGAUGGUCUUUCAUCUGAUGAGUGUUGUAUUUACACCUACAAGGGAGACCAGCUGGCUGAUCUUCCAAGUUCUUUCUUUACACUGGAUGUGUUAACACGGGGUGGGGAACAGGGAGAGGGUCCUAGGAGGGAAGAUGGUGAUGUUGAGGUUGGGAAUGGUGAUGGAAAUGGUGGGAGUUCAUCACCAGAGAUGGAUUUUCUGGAGAUGGAUUUUGAUCCAGGCCCUUCGUGUGAGCAGGACUCCGAAGAAGAUUCAGACUGCUGUGAAAUUAGGGAUGAGGAGGUGACAGAAGUGUACCCUGGACAUGCUCCUGAGCCGAAGCUUGAGAUGGACUGUCAGGCAGAUAGCCGUGGUCAUAAUGAUGUCGGUGUCACUUCACACGAUGACCACAGGAAUAUAUCUGCCUCCGUGGUCAGUGCCUGUAGCUCCCCGGAAGAGCAGCCUGUGGCUCAGUCAUCACCCCCGCAACAACAACCAUGGGUAAAUGUUGUGGCAGGGAGCUCGUCCACGAUUGUCCAGCGCUCUGCUGGGUUCUGGCCGCGUCGUGACUCGUGGGGUCAUCACUGUACUAGUGGUGAUCUCUGUUCACCAGGCGAGGCUAGUGAUCUGGAGAAUGAGACAUGGGGAGAGACACUGAUGAUGUGGAAUUCUAGCAAUGCUAGGGUGCUGAAUGAGGGGACACUGGUGGACACCCGGAAGCACACCCUGCACUCGGCUCUGUACCACUGCAUUAUGGCCAAGAGACUGGUCCUUGACAAGCAGGCGUCCUUGUCCGAUGGAGACGAAUCCAAUACGGAGGGGCGGCUUGAUGAUGGUCCAGAGCAGGCGCAGUGUUCCCUGGAGAGGACCAUGAUCUGGUCAGAGCAGGAAGCCUGUGUGAAGCAGGUGACCCAAAUCUCCACGUCAGCUUGUGGGGCCACAGCCGUUGUUAACGUUCUGUUAGCAUGCAACAUCCCGUUCUGUCUGGAUCGAGUAAAGGAGGGCGUGAAUACUCGGUUAAGAGCUGAGUCAGCUCCUCUACCCGAGUACCUGUUCUCUAGAUCUGUUGCUGGUGCGUCUCAUGUGGAUAUUAUUCGUGGCCUUGAGCGUGCCUCUGAAGGUUCUCUGUAUGGCCGGUUCUUCAGCAUGCACCCUGACUGUGUCAUCUCUCUGACACGCUGGCUUUCAUACUGGAUGAAGAAAGGUGCAGUUCCCAUUGCAACACUGAAUCUUCAGAAUGGCAUUGCACCAGGAAACCCAGUGCCUGAUGCUUGGCAUCACCAGAUGGUCUUUGGUGUUGGUCCUCGAGGGGUCUAUCUUACAAACCCUGUGGAAUGCGUGAGUGAAGCAGCCCUCUGGCCUCAGCUUUGCAGCCCUUCGGUACUUAUGGUGCGCCGCAGUGAUGUUCUUGCAAGGUGGAAUUGCCACACCAAUUUGCUGCCUCUAAUGUCACAUCCCGACCAUCGUUGGAAGAAAAUGAAUGUGCUUGGUCAGGUGGUGAACAUUAUACGGGAAUCUACAUGCACAUGUGUGCAAACGCAGGGUUGGGUAGUGACACAACAUGUGACUAUUCCAGCAGCAUACAGUUCAGGCAUCACACUGGUGAUAAGGCGAGAAUCUCCGGGCUAUGAGGAACUGAGAAAUGCGCCUGAGUUGCUGCACCUACAACAGCAGCGUUAGUUGCCCCCUUGUAGCAAGCUGUCUUAUAACUGCCCCUCCAUCCAUAUCUUUGCACAUCAACAUCGAAGCUAAGUGGGAGAUUCCAGGCCUAUUUCGUCGUUUAUAUUUUCUCUCUUGGUUUUAUAAUUUUUUCCGUAUUCACCCAGUUUUUGGAUCAGUUAACAUGCUUUUGUCAAUAGGAAGUUUCCAUUUAUGUUCUUGUGCCUUUACUCUUUCUGAAGUUCUGUUCAGAUAAUAUGGUCAUCUGCAAAAAUAAUAGCAAGUCUUAAUAAAUCUUCCGUAAAGUAUGUACUCUUCAUUGUGUUUGCAUAAUUAAUUUCGGUCACUUGGAUCUCAAUACGUGGUAUGUACCAGAAUUGUAGCUGUCAGUUGAUACGUUCGACCUUUUUCUCUUCCAUGUGAUGGAUGCCUGUAAUCGAGUCAAGAUUGCGGAUAUUAUGCCCUGGAACAUGAGCGCAGGGAAGAAAGCAGGGUAAGCAAUAUAAUAACUCUGACAUAAAUAUGUAGAAUGGGGCCUGAUAAGGUAAAAGAAGAGUGGCCAUUUAUUGAUCAAGGGACCUACUGCUGACAUGCUCACAGGACAAACUUAAGAUGGUCCUGUAUUUUUCUGGGUCUUUUACUAAUACUUACUUUUUCCUACUUGUGAUUUAAUAUACACCAAAAAACAAUGAAGCAGAGUUUUAUGUUUAUUUUGACAGUGCUCAAGACUUGUAACCUAAUUCUGUAUUAAAAACUGAAAUCUGUGUUGAGAAUUCUUUGUCACUCUUAAGCUUUCAUUUGGCACUGAUCUAAUAAUUAUUGGACAGACUGCAGUGAAAUCUUGAAUAUGCAUUUUCAGUGUGAAAACGUUUAUUAAACAAAUAAAAUGUUGCAGUGUUGAUAAUGUAA